UGCUGAGCAGGCUUGUGGUGGCUGGAGGGAGAUGGGGCUGCUUGUGGGGCAGCAGUGCUCUGGCUCCUCAAAGAUGGGGCUGCUGCUCUUCCUGUUUGGAUUUUUGCUGCCCUUGGCCCCUGGUGCCUUAGGGGAUUGGGAUCUCUUGGAGAGUGUGACGUGCCUGCAGGACAGGCUGGAGCUGGAGCUUCCCAGAGAGCUUGGCAAUUACACAUGGCACGUGCGUGCAGUGGAUCUGAGUGGGGAGGAAAUGACGUCCUGUGACCACACUGUGGAUUAUGAGAAGCUGCUGCUCAGUGCCCUGCUGAUGAACUGCACUAGCCUGGAGCAUGGCCAGCACCAGCUGAGGCUGGAACUGCUGCUGAAUGACACAGCGGGAGAGGAGAGGAACGUCACCUACCGCGCUCAGUGCAGCGCUGCCCAUGAAGAUGAAAUCAUCGCUCCUGUCUUUGUUGGUGCAACGAACUGCACAAAAGACUUCAUGGCAGUUACUUUCCCAGGACCAAACCUCGGUGAUGAGCACGUGCAGGUUCAGGCAGCUGCAAUGACCGGGACUCUGACAAUUGAUGAUGGAAUCAGGGAACACCAGCUGAGCCUCAGGGAAGCCACGGAGCAAGGCUACAGCUUCCUGGCUGACAGACAGCGCCUGGUUCUUCAGGUGGCCUUCACUGCCACUGGAGUUAUCUCCUACAAGCACAACAACAAGUUGCUCUACACUGUGGCACUCAAGCUCACAUAUGACCCUCCUGAACGUAGACUGACCAUGGAGUCAAGGAUGCUUUGCGCUCCAGGUCCGGUGGCUUGUAACGCUACACAUAUGACUGUUGCCAUCCCAGCGUUCCCAGGGACACUUAUAGCUGUGGCUGUAGAGGAUGAGACCAUCCCAAUGGACCAGCUCCAGGACAAUGGGAUUAGUCUCAAUACAAUGAGAGGGGUCAAGCUGGACAUUAGCAGGGGAGUCCUGAAGUCCGCACUACGUGGGGAGAGCUGCCCAGGAGUUCAGUCCUACCUGUCCUCCUUGAAACUGACUUUUCACUUCCAUGGGGAGACCGUAGCAAUGGUGAUGCAGCCGGAGUGCCCCUGUAACCAGCAUGCACCAAUAGCUGCUGUAUGCACUCAGGAUGGGUACAUGGAUUUUGAAGUCCUUGCCAGCAGUACUACACCGCCACUAGCCCUGGACACACUCAGGCUCAGAGAUCCUGCAUGCAAGCCUGCCUUCAGGUCCCCCUCAAAUGAUAGGGCCUGGUUUCAUGUCCCACUGAGCGGAUGUGGGACCAGGUACUGGCUCGAAGGAGAGAAGAUAAUGUAUGAGAAUGAGGUGAGGGCACUACGGUCUGACCAUCUGCUGUACAGGAUCUCAAGGGACAGUGAGUUCAGGUUAACAGUCCUGUGCUCCUUCAGCAAUGGCGAUGCUUCCCUCUCCAUAAGGGUAGACAACCCUCCCCCCCUGGCUUCUUCCAUGAACCGAGGCCCCCUCUCUUUAAUCCUUCUAAGCUACCCAGAGGACUCAUACAGGCAGCCGUACCGUGAUGACCAGUACCCCAUUGUGAGGUACCUACAGCAGCCCAUCUUCCUGGAAGUGCAGGUCCUGAACCGCAAUGACCCCAACCUCCAUCUGCAACUGGAUGACUGCUGGGCAACAGCAUCAGAAGAUCUGAGCUCGCUGCCCCAGUGGAAUAUUGUUGUUGAUGGGUGUGAGUACGAUCUGGACAGCUACAGGACAGUGUUCCAUCCUGUGGGGCGUGGUGUCAGCUACCCCAACUAUCGCCAAAGGCUGGAAGUGAAGGCUUUUGCUUUUGUAGCUGGUGAUAAGGCCCUCCCCGGCCUAGUGUACUUCCACUGCAGCGUCCUGCUCUGUAACCGCUUCCAGCCGGACUCCCCUCUGUGUGCAGCGAGGUGCCCCAGACCGCCUAGAAGCAAGCGAGGCAGUGGGAUGCCGGGCGCCAGCUCCGUGGUGAGCUUGCGGGGUCCUGUGCUCCUGGUGCCCGAUGGAUGGCCGGCAGCACCAGGGGGCACACUGAGCAAGGAGCUGUGGGCUGCUCUUACUGCGGCUGCUGUCGGCAUUCUCUCUCUGGUGGCCACAAUGCUGCUACUUCUGGCUCUUCUUAAAUGCCUGAAGAGAAGAGCGUCGAUGGUAAAUGUGGUAUAUUAGUGCAUUUGUUAACAAAUAAACUUGGAUUAAAAAUGUGGCUUUUCAGGUAA
Numida meleagris (helmeted guineafowl) is the source of this 2202-nucleotide messenger RNA. RefSeq names its product zona pellucida glycoprotein 2 (gene ZP2). The transcript is spliced from 18 exons. NCBI's taxonomy places the organism in Eukaryota, Metazoa, Chordata, Aves, Galliformes, Numididae. Gene Ontology annotation, molecular function: structural constituent of egg coat; acrosin binding. The record is from RefSeq and is a predicted model, not a curated record. Gene Ontology annotation, biological process: binding of sperm to zona pellucida; prevention of polyspermy. Gene Ontology annotation, cellular component: egg coat. The coding region runs from base 32 to 2152 and encodes 706 amino acids.